Pelobates fuscus (common spadefoot toad) is the source of this 6183-nucleotide messenger RNA. It is a transcript of the gene KAT6A, whose product is annotated as lysine acetyltransferase 6A. Gene Ontology annotation, cellular component: nucleosome; chromatin; MOZ/MORF histone acetyltransferase complex. The transcript has 17 exons. The record is from RefSeq and is a predicted model, not a curated record. Gene Ontology annotation, molecular function: transcription coregulator activity; histone acetyltransferase activity; DNA binding. Bases 310 to 6021 code for a protein of 1903 amino acids. NCBI's taxonomy places the organism in Eukaryota, Metazoa, Chordata, Amphibia, Anura, Pelobatidae. Gene Ontology annotation, biological process: negative regulation of DNA-templated transcription; nucleosome assembly; positive regulation of transcription by RNA polymerase II.
GUUUCACUUUUCAAGAUGGCCGCCGCAUCAGCCCGGGGUGUCUCCGCGCUCCGUAGCUGCUGCCUCCUGGGACACCCGGUUUGAACCUUUCUCCCUUGGCACCAUUGUACAACUGUAUCCAGCAGAUACAAGCGAAUAUCAGCUGCAUACCAUCUUCUUUUCUUGUCUGUGUACCAGUGCCCUUGGACUUUGGUGAGGCUGGUGUGACUGUGGGCUAGCAUAUGCUAUGUUGAGCACGCUUCUGGUCAGUGCCAGCCUCCUUUCCUCCUUCCAGGACCAGGGCUAAACCUCUAUGGAUAUACAGUCAUCAUGGUGAAGUUGGCAAAUCCUCUGUACACGCAAUGGAUUCUGGAGGCAAUCAGAAAGGUGAAGAAGCAGAAACAGCGUCCAUCAGAGGAGCGGCUUUGCAAUGCCGUGUCCACCUCCCAUGGUCUAGACCGCCACACAGUCUUGGAGCAGCUGGAGCUGAGUGUCAAGGAUGGGACCGUCCUUAAGGUCACUAAUAAGGGUCAAAACUCUUACAAAGAUCCUGAUAAUCCAGGCCGUUUAGCCCUACCCAAAACUACUAGGAAUCCAGGGCGGCCAGAGGGCAUAGACUGGCACAGACUCUUAAGGCGGGCACUGGAAGGAUUAUCCGAACCAGGGGGUUCCUCCCUGAAGAGUAUUGAGCGUUUCUUGCGGAAUCAGCGGGAUGUAGUUGCAGUGUAUGGUGGCAACACAGGGGCAGCAUCAGCAUUCCAUCAGCAGCUGCGCCUUGCUGUUAAAAGGGCAUUGGGCCAUGGUAGAAUUAUGAAGGAAGGUUCACUCUAUAAGUUGAAUGCGAAGGUGACAGAAGGCAGGCAUGGGUAUGAGUCUCUGGCCUCAUUGCCACCUGUGUGUCUGCUGCCCCAUGAAAAGGACAAGCCUGUAGCUGAUCCCAUACCCAUAUGCAGCUUCUGUUUGGGAACGAAGGAGCAUAACAGAGAGAAGAAACCAGAAGAGCUGAUAUCAUGUGCAGACUGUGGAAACAGUGGUCACCCAUCCUGUCUCAAGUUCUCCCCAGAGCUAACGGUUCGAGUGAAAGCCCUCCGCUGGCAAUGCAUCGAGUGCAAGACCUGCAGCUCAUGCCGUGACCAGGGCAAAAAUGCUGACAAUAUGCUGUUCUGUGAUUCAUGCGACCGCGGGUUUCACAUGGAAUGCUGUGAGCCUCCUCUUACCAGAAUGCCGAAAGGCAUGUGGAUAUGUCAGAUCUGUCGACCUCGGAAAAAAGGUCGAAAGCUACUUCAUAAGAAAGCCGCACAGAUUCGGAGACGUUACACUAACCCCAUUGGGCGUCCCAAGAAUCGCUUAAAGAAGCAGAGUGCAACGACUAAAGGCCCAUUUGGGAAAGGUCGGGGUAAUCCAGGUCGAGGGAGAAGACGUAAGCUCUCAUCUUGCACAUCAUCAUCAUCAUCAUCAUCAGAAGAAGAUGGCAGGAGCACUGACCCUUCUGCUGGCUCUGGUACAACAGUUCCUUUUAACAAAAAAACUAAGGGUCUUAUUGAUGGCUUGACAAAGUUCUUCACUCCCUCACCUGAUGGACGCAAGACACGAGCGGAGGGACUUGAUUACUCCCUACAGCGGUCCCGCAAGAGAGGACCACGGAAGUCUGGACAGUCAGACUGGGACAAUAACGACGGUUGGGACAGCAAGCUGGAUAGUGAGGAUCGAAUUGGUGUGGUGUCAGAGAAAGAAAUUGAGCUCUUCCAAGAUAUCCAGGAGCAGGCACUGCAGAAAGUUGGGGUUAAUGGCCCUCCUGACCCACAGGUACGCUGCCCUUCAGUCAUAGAGUUUGGGAAGUAUGAGAUACAGACGUGGUACUCGUCUCCAUAUCCACAGGAGUACACAAGGCUUCCUAAAUUGUACCUGUGUGAAUUCUGUCUCCGUUACAUGAAAAGUCGUGCUAUGUUACAGCAACAUACAAAAAAAUGCAGCUGGUACCACCCACCUGCCAAUGAAAUUUACCGCAAGGACAACCUUUCAGUUUUUGAGGUGGAUGGAAAGGUGAGCACUAUUUACUGCCAAAAUCUUUGCCUUCUGGCUAAGCUCUUCCUUGACCACAAAACUCUCUAUUACGACGUGGAACCUUUCCUCUUCUAUGUUCUGACACAAAAUGACCAGAAAGGCUGUCACCUGGUUGGAUAUUUCUCCAAGGAAAAGCACUGUCAGCAGAAAUACAACGUGUCCUGCAUAAUGAUCCUCCCCCAGUACCAGAGGAAGGGAUAUGGCCGCUUUCUCAUAGAUUUUAGUUACCUCCUGUCUAAGCAUGAGGGACAGGCUGGGUCUCCAGAAAAGCCACUCUCUGAUCUGGGCCGUCUCUCUUACAUGGCAUAUUGGAAGAGUGUGUUACUUGAGUGUCUGCACCAAAAUCAGGAGCGGCAACUGAGUAUUAAAAGACUUACCAAGCUAACUGGUAUUUGCCCUCAGGAUAUUGCAGCCACCUUGCAACAGCUGCAUAUGCUAGAGAUACGAGGAGACCGCAUUGUGUUGGUGCGCCGAGAACAGCUAAUCCAGGCUCACAUGAACCGCCUGCAUGCCCGACCAAGGGAGGUGGACGUUGAUCCUGAAGCUUUAAGGUGGACACCAGUAAUUGUCACAAAUUCUGUAGUAUCAGAUGAUGAUGAUGAAUCAGAGGAUGAAGAGGAUGAAGAACAAAGGCACCAAUUGAAAGACAGCAGUAUGCUGAGAAGUAUGGAUUUUAAGGAGCGAGACAAAUGUCCCAUCUUGGAGAAAGAGAAAAGCCCGCCUCCUAUUCCAAAUCGUUCCUCAUCACCACCAUCUCGAUAUCCACACCCUCAGUUUCAAGACCUGUUCCGGGAUAGCUUGCCAGCCAACAGCCAACCUCCAGGGAGAGGGCGGCGAGGAAGGCGUGCUCGACGGGCCAGAGGUCUUCGUGCUUCUUCCAACCGAGCAGCUGACAUUCUGAGGUUGUUGGCUAGGGAACCUCCAGGUCCUCCUGGGCGUAAUGGAGAACGGGGCCGUUCUGGAUCAAGGAGGGGAAGGCUGAAGAGGAUUGGAGCCCCUAUUUUACGAAGAGAUUUCUUGGAACACCAGGAGAGGCUUUCACAACAUUAUAAAAGUGAUCAUCAACAGCUGAGAAGAUUCAGCGAGAGCAGUGAGGAGGAAGAUGAUGAUGAUGAUGACGACGAAGAGACCCACAGUCGUCGAUCAGAAUCACCACCUAUUCUGACUAAGCCUACACUCAAACGCAAGAAGCCAGGAGUUUAUAGAAAGCGUCGUGUGCGGCGACGCAAGCACCACCAUAACAGUAGUGUAGUGACUGAGACCAUAUCGGAAACCACCCAAGUUCUAGAUGAACCUUUUGAUGACUCUGACUCUGAGCGGCCAAUGCCAAGAUUGGAGCCUGAAGAGGAGGGCAAUGGUCGUGGUGCCUCCUUUCCCCCUGGCUAUUUCCCCUACCUCACCAAACAUACUUUACUUAGACGUAAUCGCCCAUUAAGCAAGAGGAGAAUGUGUACAGAGCCAUCCCAAGGAUCAACAAUACAGCCUCCUGCCUCAACUAUACGUUCCACAGAAGAGAAUGUAUCCACACCUGAUGCCUGCACCCCUGCCCCUGUAAAGAAGAAAGGCUGGCCGAAGGGUAAGAGCCGGAAACCAAUCCACUGGAAGAAGCGUCCUGGGCGGAAACCUGGUUUCAAACUUAACCGUGAGCCUCCACCAGCUGCACCUAUCCAGCCUCCACCUCCCAGGCCCAUCCGGAAAUCAAGGACAAGGGAAGAAGAGGAGCCUCCUAGAGAAGAGCCACUUGAGACAAAAGAGCAGCAAGAAGAAGAGGUGGCUCCAGUUGUGGUGGUGAAAACUAGAGAUGAGGAAGAUAAUAUCACUGAUGCUCUGCAACCAUUAUCCCCUUCUGAAAGCAGCAGUAGCAGUAGCUGUGAUGGCUCAUCCAGGGAAACUGAACAAAAUCCCCCAUCCCCAGAACGACUACCAGAAACUGUAGAUGAGCCACAACUCGUGGUGGAAGAGAUUGAGCAAGAAGAAGAGGAGGAGGAGGAGGAAAGAGUUGAAGAAAACAAGGAGGUUACUGUGACUUUUGUGCCCAACCAGCAGGAAGACCAUGAUGCAGAUGAUGAAGAUGAUGGUGCAAAAGAGAUUGAAGAAGUUGAGGAGUUAGAGCAAGAACCUGCCCUUGAAGAUCCUGUUCAGCAGGAGCCAUCUGUAGUAAGUGGAAGUGAAGAGGAGGAAAAAGGAGAGAUUGUGCAUGAGGCCACAACAGAAGUGCCUGAUCCGCCUUGUUUGGAGGUGGAAGAGGAGGAGGAAGAGAGUCCACAGAAGGUAGAUGAAGAGCAGAAAGAUGAUGAAGAAGGGGAAGAGGAAAUUCCACAUACAGAGCUUGACUUGGAGACUGUGCAAGCUGUUCAGUCACUAACACAGGAAGAGGGCAGUGAACGUGAUGAUGGCGCAUAUGGAGACUGUGAAGAUGAGACUCUAACAGCCUGUCAGACUUUGCAGAGUUUUACACAGGCAGAAGAGGACCCUCAGCUAGGCUUGUCCGAGGAGUGCCACCCCUCUGCCCAUGACAGCCCAAUUUCUUCUGUUCAUUCUCAUCCCAGCCAGUCAGUUCGAUCAGCCAGCAGUCCGAGCAUUCCACCAGCUUUGGAAAAUAAUGGAAAUAGUGGCUACCCACAAAUUAGCCCUGAUGCAGGUUCCCUUUCUGCUCCUUCUAUGCAGAACCUCGAGACGACUAGUCCCAUGAUGGAUGUACCCUCUGUUUCGGAUCAUUCACAACAGGUUGUGGAUAGUGGUUUCAGUGACUUGGGCAGCAUUGAGAGCACGACAGAAAACUAUGAGAACCCCAGCAGUUAUGACUCGAGCAUGGGAGGUGGUAGCAUCUCCUCACAGAGCAGUUGUUCUUAUGCCAGUGGUGGAAAUAACAGUGGAGCUGGGGGAUUGCCCUCUUCAGCUAGUAUGGCACAGAAUGGCUGUGCAGUGAGCCAGCAAAUGGCUGGCAUGGCAAGCAUGAUGCAGACAACACAAGCGUGUGGGAUUAAGUCACCUCAGAGCUGUGCCUCAGAGCGACCUCCUAGUAGCAACAAUCAGCAGCCCCCACCUCCUCCUCCUCCUCCACCCCCAUUGCCACCACAGCAGCCCCAACCACCCCCACAGCAACAGACCCCUAUGUCCCAGUGCAGCAUGAACAACAGCUUUGGCCCCUCACAGAUGAUAAUGGAGAUACCAGACCAGAAUAAUGGCAGCAAUCUCAGCAUUUACCCGGGGGAUUUUGGGGGUGGGAGUUACUCCCAGCCUUCAGCUACCUUCAGCUUAGCCAAGUUGCAGCAACUUACCAACACUAUCAUGGACCCUCAUGCUAUGCCUUACAGCCAUGCUCAGGCUGUCACCUCCUAUGCAAAUAGCGUGUCCCUUUCCAAUUCAGGCCUUUCCCAGCUCACCUCUUCCCACCCCCUGGCGGGACCACCCCAAGCACAAGCCACCAUGACUAGUCCUUCAAUGAACCUCCUUCAGUGCAACAUGUCAGCUGGCAACCUGGGCAUCCCCCACAGCCAGCGUAUUCAGAGCCAGAUGCCUGUCAAAGGGCACAUAUCCAUUCGCUCCAAAUCUGCACCACUUCCUGCUGCCCCAUCUCCUCACCAGCAGCAGCUGUAUGGGCGCAGCACACCAGGCAUGCAGCCAGCCGCCCGGGCACUUACCGUCCAGCGGAGCAUGAACAUGGGUGUCAACCUUAUGUCCACUUCACCGUACAAUGUCAACACCAUGAACCCACUCAAUGCCAUGGGCGGGUACCGCAUGUCCCAGCCUAUGGUCAACAGUUCUUAUCACAGCAACGCAGCCUAUAUGAACCAGACAACACAGUAUCCCAUGCAGGUUGGCAUGGGCAUGAUGGGUGCCCAGGCCUAUACCCAACAACCUAUGCAGCCGAAUCCCCAUGGAAAUAUGAUGUACACACCACCCCCACACCAUUCCUAUAUGAAUUCCCCUCCUGUCCCCAAACAAACUCUUAACUCCCCUUACAUGCGAAGAUGAGAGGGGGGGCACCGGUGCCACCCCAGAAAGUACCCACCUGACCUUCAAAGUUCUCUUGCAGACUAUAAAUAUGGCCUUUUAUACUGACAGGACUUUUAUUCCCUAUCCCUUAUAUCCCGUUGCUGUAGAUUUAAUAUUCUAUGUUUUUUAUUGUUAUUUUAU